GUGUCACAUAGGGCAGCAAACAAUAUUUAAUUGAAAUAAAUUUGGCGUUUAAUUCUAGUGGUAGUGGGCCCACGCGCUAAUAAUUAAAUGGCGAUGUAAAUAAACUUUUUUUUUAUCGAUCUCGGCUCACAUGGGUUUUGCUGUAUAUAAUCCCACGGACUCCUUCAUCACUCUUCUUCCCCUCAUCGUUUCCGUCUCUCUUUUUUUAUUUAUCGCUCACUUUUAUUAUUAUUUUUAUUUUUUUUCUUCCUCUUUUUUUUUCUAGCCCAAGGAGGAGCCCUCGCCAUUUUUGUACAGCCUUUUCAGGUCUUGAUUACCGUCCCAAGCGCUAGAAAAUGAAUCGCUACGCAAUCCAUCAAAACAGCUUCGCUGCCUAUGAGGAGAUGAGGGGCAACGCCACUGCCGCCGCUGCCUGCAGAUCUGUGGAGAUGAAAGAAACGGUUAUUUGCCCUAAGCCACGGCGGCUCGGCUUGCUCCAGGCCACGCUUCAUGAGCCUUCCUAUCCGAGACCUCUCAGAUGGCACGCCAGCCAUCACCAAGAGGUUUUUGAUUCCAAAGCUGGAAGCGAGCUUCUCGACAUCAUCCUAGCAAAGCAGGGUGGUUGCGGUAGCGAUCAAGCAGUCCCACCGGUAGCCUCGUCGCCCCCUUUUUUUUCCGGGUCGCCGCCGAGCAGAGUAUCUAACCCACUAAUUCAAGACGCGCGGUUCGGGGACGAGCGUUGCACCCCUCUCUCACCGCGUGCAGUCCCGGCCCCCUCCGGCCUGGCCCCCUCCCCCUCCUCCACCCGCAAGGGGGGUUGCGUCCGGGCGAAUUUCGGGAACAACCCGGCCGUGAGGGUGGAGGGUUUCGACUGCCUCGACAGGGAUAGGCGCAACUGCAGCAUCCCUGCUCUGGCUUAAGGUUCCAACGUUAGGAGUUUUCAAGAUUUUUGAUCAAACGAGCUUAAGUUAAGUGGAUGGGAUCGAUCAUUCAAUGAUAUUUAGGUAAUAGUAGUGGUGUAAAUAUAUGGUUGUUUGUUUGGAAGUGUCUGUAAUUAAAGGAUGGUGUAAGUAUUGACCAGGAAAUAAUUUUUAGGGAUGUCUUGAGAAGUGAGAGGUGCCUUGGCCCCCCCUCCCUCUAUUGUAAUGGUGUAAGUAGAGAGGUGAAAGAGGGGAGAGGGGGGGCUUGUGGUGAUUUUAAGUGCGUUUUGAGGUCAUUUUUGAGAUUUGAGUAGGGCGGAAUCUGUAUAAAGAAUUAUGGAUAUAUAGCUGGAGCUGAGUCAUGAUGUUUUGUAGUCAACAAAAUUGAGUUUGUAAAUGAUGAAAUAUUUUAUAAAAAAUUGAUGUCUUUUUAUUUUCUAGUA
Molecule: messenger RNA, 1342 nt
Organism: Salvia miltiorrhiza (redroot sage)
Lineage: Eukaryota; Viridiplantae; Streptophyta; Magnoliopsida; Lamiales; Lamiaceae
Exons: 4
Coding region: 336-899 (187 amino acids)
Source: RefSeq, a predicted model, not a curated record